Octodon degus (degu) is the source of this 2070-nucleotide messenger RNA. RefSeq names its product N-terminal Xaa-Pro-Lys N-methyltransferase 1 (gene Ntmt1). Gene Ontology annotation, cellular component: cytoplasm. Gene Ontology annotation, molecular function: N-terminal protein N-methyltransferase activity. The record is from RefSeq and is a predicted model, not a curated record. The transcript is spliced from 6 exons. The coding region runs from base 789 to 1559 and encodes 256 amino acids. NCBI's taxonomy places the organism in Eukaryota, Metazoa, Chordata, Mammalia, Rodentia, Octodontidae.
AAAGAGGACCCGACCCCAGCUGCCUCAGACCCAGGCCGCCCCUCCAUGUGUCCCGGCGCGUGCGCGUCACCGGCUCGGGCACCACGUGCUUGUCCCCGGAGGUCCUGCCGAAUCUGGGCUGGGACAGAAGAGACCACGGGGAGGAGGAGGAGGAGGAGGAGGAGCUGCAGGCUCUCUAAGGCUGCGCUCCGAGUCUGUUUCCCCUCUGAGACUCGGGGAUACGGCGAGCGCCGCUGCGAGGCGGGGUGUGAGGGAUCCGAAGAAACGCCCGGCACGCCUGUGCGCAGGAGUCGCUGUCAUGGUUAAUCCCGGGCACAGGUGCAGCUCAGAGACAGCUGCCGCCAAAGCCCGUGGGUCUUGAGGACCAGGUCUUAAUCCGCAGUUACCCUGGAUUUACGUUGGAGGAUCUCACCCUCACCUCUGCCGAUUCGAAGUGCAGCUGGAGGCCAGGAGAUAGCUGCCGUGUGAUCAGCUGCCCUUGUUCCCCGUGGACCACACUGCAGCCCACAGAGUCAGGCUCUUUGGGGUGACAUCUACGGUACCAAAUGAGAUGUGGAGACUCCACCUGCACUUCCGCUUGCCCAGCUGCUAGGUGUUCUCCCACAUGCCCAGGCAGUCAUGAUUGCCCUAAGGACCUGUUCGUGCCCCGGAGGGCACCGGCACCCUCCCCUCCCUUCCUUCCCUCAGGCCUUCUCACAUCAGGUCUUCCUGUGGGCUGGCUCUGCUUGCUGUGGAGAGGCCUCCUCCAUCCCACCUGUAUGUGGCCCACGUGAGCCCCAGUUAAGCUCAUGCAGACCACUGGUUCCUUGCCCUAUUGUGACAGUGCUCCACAGAGUGACGGCGCAGAUGACAGAAGAGUGCGCCUGGCCUGCAGGCUUGGUGGCAGCAUGACGAGCGAAGUGAUCGAGGACGAGCAGCAGUUCUACUCCAGGGCCGAGCUGUACUGGAAGCAGGUCCCACCCACGGUGGACGGCAUGCUCGGCGGGUACGGCCACAUCUCCAGCAUCGACCUCAGCAGCUCCAGGAAGUUCCUGCAGAGGUUCCUGCGGGAAGGCCCCAAUAGGCCAGGAACGUCCUGUGCCCUGGACUGUGGAGCAGGCAUCGGGAGAAUCACCAAGCGGCUGCUGUUGCCGCUCUUCGAGGUGGUGGACAUGGUGGACGUCACAGAGGACUUUCUGGCCAAGGCUAAGACCUACCUGGGGGAGGAGGGCAAGAGGGUGAGGAACUACUUCUGCUGUGGCCUACAGGACUUCAGCCCCGAGCCUGGCUCCUAUGAUGUCAUCUGGAUCCAGUGGGUGAUAGGCCACCUGACUGACCAGCACCUGGCUGCGUUCCUGCGGCGCUGCCAGCGUGGGCUGCGCCCCAAUGGCCUCAUCGUCAUUAAGGACAACAUGGCUCAGGAAGGCGUGAUUCUGGAUGACGUGGACAGCAGCGUGUGCCGCGACCUCGAGGUGGUCCACAGGAUAGUACACGGUGCAGGACUCCGGCUCCUGGCUGAGGAGAGGCAGGAGAACCUCCCAGAUGAGAUCUACCACGUGUACAGCCUGGCGCUGAGAUGAGCAACGCGGGCUUGCAAUGCCGGACCUAGCCUGGUGGGGCCAGCAGCUGGCGGGCUGGGCUGUGCCCACAGCUUGGGUGUGGAGAGCCUUAAUACACUUGUCCCACCCACCGGGCAGACUCCUCUUCUUCCCGGGCAGCAGGCAGGGGACGGUGCUGGGGGAGAGGCCAGGGCUCCAUCCGUGCAUCCAGUGCCCCCUGUGCAGGUUCAGGGCCUUAGGCCUGGCUGCCCUUCGCGUGCUUGUGCGGACCGCAGGUGCAGAAGGUGUGGUCGGUGCCCGGGGAGGCAUGCGCCCGGCUGGACACCUGUGCCUCCUACCCAGGGCCAGCCCGGCAUGGCCCCUGCCCUGUGGUGCUGCUCAUGUUGCACGUCCUUCUGGUGAUGGGGUUCUCUUGUCUAAGGGGUGGUCACUGCAGCCUGUGGCUAGGGGAGGUGUAGCUUCCUCCACUAUGCUUGAGGGCUCCCCUUGGGUGGACGCUUUCAGUCAGAAAUAAAGGGGUCCCUGUACCGUC